Nanorana parkeri is the source of this 384-nucleotide messenger RNA. RefSeq names its product gastrotropin-like. The record is from RefSeq and is a predicted model, not a curated record. Gene Ontology annotation, molecular function: fatty acid binding. NCBI's taxonomy places the organism in Eukaryota, Metazoa, Chordata, Amphibia, Anura, Dicroglossidae. The transcript is spliced from 4 exons. Gene Ontology annotation, biological process: fatty acid transport. Gene Ontology annotation, cellular component: cytosol; nucleus. Bases 1 to 384 code for a protein of 127 amino acids.
AUGGCUUUCUCUGGAAAAUAUGAGGUGGAAUCCCAGCAGAACUAUGACGCCUUCAUGAAAGUUAUUGGCAUCCCUGAUGAAAAAAUCGAGAAAGGAAGAGACUUCAAGUACUCCGCGGAGGUAGUCCAGAAUGGUAAUGACUUCACCUGGUCACAGAUCUAUCCAGGAUUCACCCUGACCAACAAGUUCACCUUGGGCCAAGAAUCUGAAAUGGAGAGCAUGGGUGGCAAGAAGUUUAAGGCAACUGUCCGACUGGAGGGUGGAAAACUGGUUGUGGAUUUCCCUAAAUACCAUCACACUUCAGAGAUUGUUGGAGGGAAAUUGGUGGAGACCUCAGUAGCUGGUGGAGUUACACUUGUGCGAACCAGCAAGAAGGUGGCAUAA